Suillus subaureus is the source of this 1795-nucleotide messenger RNA. Its product is annotated as ATP-NAD kinase-like domain-containing protein. Bases 148 to 1593 code for a protein of 481 amino acids. Gene Ontology annotation, biological process: sphingosine biosynthetic process. The transcript is spliced from 10 exons. Gene Ontology annotation, cellular component: intracellular membrane-bounded organelle; cytoplasm; membrane. Lineage: Eukaryota; Fungi; Basidiomycota; Agaricomycetes; Boletales; Suillaceae. The record is from RefSeq and is a predicted model, not a curated record.
UUCCGUCAACCUUAAAUUAAACCUGUCGUGCUAAAACUGCCAAGGGCCAUAUUAUAAGACAGUUCAGUUCCCGCAGCACAAUACACAUGCUCUUCCCACCAUUAAAUCAUCGCUUAUCGUAUACGGAUCGUAUCUACGUCAACCUCCAUGAACCAAGUUCUAAUCGACAGCUGCGGAGUCUCCACUUCGCUUCGCUUUACUGAUGUGUCAUUCUUCAUCGAACCUAACAAUCCCGACGAUCACAAAUCCUCUUGCUGCGCAGGCAUAUACAGAACAGUUGAGUGCACAGAGGUGCCUCUUCGCAAUGUCAUUUCUGCCAAAGUUGCAUCUGGCGCCAUUGAAGUACAAUACCUGGUUCGCAAGGGCAAGGAGAGCCGUUUGAACCUUGUAAUGACAAGCGGCACAGUUCAGAACGAAGAUAGCGCGCGUGCCAAAAAGUGGUGUGAGGCACUACUUCUGGUUGCAUAUCAGGGCGCGAAUCCAUUCAAGAAUCUCAAGGUGCUCGUUAACCCUCAUGGCGGAAAGGGGAAGGGAAGAGCAUUAUAUGUCAGUAAAGUAGAACCCAUAUUCCUUGCAGCUGGAUGUACAUUGGAUGUAACAUACACCACCCAUAGCGGUCACGCUAUUGAAAUUGCUCGCGAAAUGAAGCUGGGAUAUGACGCCCUAGUUACUGUAUCCGGUGACGGUUUGAUCCACGAGGUUCUCAAUGGGAUAAACCAGCAUGAACACCGUGACCAGGCAUUUUGUAUACCAAUAGCACCUAUACCAACUGGCUCCGGUAACGGGAUGUCUCUUAAUCUAUUGGGCCUGAAGGAUGGGCUCGACGUUUGUGCAGCAGCUCUGAAUGUCCUUAAAGGACAACCAUUGAAAACUGAUCUAUUCGCUUUCACCCAAGGAGAUCGUUGCCGGGUAUCAUUCAUGUCACAAACUAUCGGAAUAACAGCAGAUCUCGAUAUUGAGACUGAACACUUACGAUGGAUGGGCGAUAUCCGAUUCAUCGUAGGCUAUAUCCGUGCUAUUAUUGCCCGCAAAUCGUGUCCGAUCGAGUUAUCAAUGAAGGUCGUCGAUCAAGACAAAUCACGCAUGAUGGAUGCUCUUCAUGCACGACGAGUGGGCGAAUCACCUAUCCCAUCUAGCCUUCCUAGUUCGCUCCUCAGUGACGACAAGAAACCUGAUAGUGCAAGCUCUUCACAUGAGGAGGAGUGGACCCAAUUUAAAAGACCUAUCCUGUGGAUGUACGCCGGCCAAGGGCCGUUCGUUAGUCGGGCUUUGAUGCAGUUUCCCGUCUCUUUAGCUGAUGACGGGCUUAUUGAUAUUUCCAUACAAGAAAUAACUAGUCGGAGGGCCCUCUUAUGGGCCAUGGACGGUGCCGAAGAAGGCCGAACGUACUGGAUAAAUACGAACCGGUACUUCAAAGCGUCUGCUUACCGCGCAAAGCCGCUCGCCUCCAAGGGCACGCUCGUGGUGGAUGGCGAGCAGGUUCCCUUCGAAGCGUUCCAGGUAGACGUCCUCAGCAGGCUUGGCACCUUUUUAGCUCCGUAUCCUUAUUAUGCGCCGGAGUUCCUUGUACGAGACAUCCAAGGGAAAACCUAGGGGACCAGUGUACGAUUAUAAUUUCAAUGAUACCCUUUUUGUACAUUGGAAUUGGCUAUCGACGGUGGUUGUGAUGCCUAUGCCUUACUGACUACUUUAUCCGUGAAUACAGAGUUGUUAGCAAUUUCGUCAUUACUCUUGGGUUAAACUGAUGGCAAUCUAGCCAUGUUCCUGAGUCUAGAUGCGGACAGAAAAGCGGAAU